Messenger RNA from Hyaloscypha bicolor E, 1334 nucleotides. RefSeq names its product tartrate dehydrogenase. The record is from RefSeq and is a predicted model, not a curated record. Gene Ontology annotation, molecular function: magnesium ion binding; oxidoreductase activity, acting on the CH-OH group of donors, NAD or NADP as acceptor; NAD binding. The coding region runs from base 231 to 1334 and encodes 367 amino acids. The transcript has 4 exons. NCBI's taxonomy places the organism in Eukaryota, Fungi, Ascomycota, Leotiomycetes, Helotiales, Hyaloscyphaceae.
GGAGGAACGAUGACCGGACCCACAAGGUGCAGGACUCCGACCAAUACUUCGAAUUUUUCAAAAGCCGGUCUGCACGCGAGGUCGCCACUGGUUCGGGAAGUUAGAACUCCCAACUUGAGAGCUUGUUGAAUGUUCAUAAAAAGCAUUCUUUAUCCUGGGGCCAGUGUUCCUCAUCUCACCCAAACCCUUCGGCCAAAUAUCUACGCUUUUUUUAAGCACGCGCAGAAACCAUGUCUCCAAGCAAAGUAACCGAGCAUCCCACUUACAAGAUUGCAUCAAUCCCUGCUGACGGGAUCGGACCUGAAGUAAUCUCAGCCGGUAUCACCGUACUGAAGAAGCUCGCUUCCACUCUCGGUACCUUUAACCUUGAAUUCGAGAACUUCGACUGGAGUUCAGAUACAUACAAGAAGACAGGAAAAUACCUUCCAGGCAAUGCUCUCCAAACCUUGAAGAAAUUCGACGCUAUAUUGUUCGGUGCUGUGGGCGCCCCUGAUGUCCCAGACCAUAUCUCUCUCUGGGGGCUUCGUCUAGCAAUCUGUCAACCCCUCCAGCAAUACGCCAACGUGCGUCCCACAAAAAUAUUCCGAGGAACUCAAUCUCCCCUACGCAAUUGCACAACCGGAGACCUAGACUGGGUGAUCAUCCGCGAGAACUCCGAAGGCGAGUACGCAGGGCACGGGGGACGAAGCCACAUUGGCCAAGCCUGGGAAACCGCGACUGAAGUCUCGAUCUUUACACGCCAUGGCGUUGAACGCAUCAUGAGAUUCGCGUUUGAAACAGCGAGUAAGAGGCCGAAGAAGCAUAUUACGGUCGUAACGAAGAGUAAUGCGCAGAGGAACGGAAUGGUACUUUGGGAUUUGGUUGCAAAGGAGGUUGCCGCGGAGUUCCCGGAUGUGAAGGUCGAGAAGAUGUUGGUUGAUGCGAUGACGACGAGAAUGGUGCUGAAGCCGGAAAGCAUUGACACUAUCGUGGCUACAAACCUACAUGCCAAUAUACUCUCUGAUCUCGCUGCGGCGCUGGCGGGGUCUAUCGGCAUUGCGCCGACGAGUAAUCUGGACCCUACUCGCGAGAAUCCUUCCAUGUUCGAGCCUAUUCAUGGCUCUGCUCUUGAUAUUAUUGGGAUGGGGAUUGCGAACCCGGUAGCAACUUUCUGGACCGCAGUUGAGAUGUUGAAGUGGCUUGGAGAAGAGAAAGCUGCUAAUGCUUUACUUGAAGCUGUGGAAAACGUUUGUGAGAAGGGCAUUAUUACGAAGGAUCUUGGUGGGACUGCUACGACGGCUGAGGUGACAAAUGCGGUGUGUGAUGAGAUUCAGAGAACCCUGGAAGGGAAAUAA